Amaranthus tricolor (Joseph's coat) is the source of this 1744-nucleotide messenger RNA. Its product is annotated as probable xyloglucan endotransglucosylase/hydrolase protein 28. Gene Ontology annotation, biological process: xyloglucan metabolic process; cell wall biogenesis. Gene Ontology annotation, cellular component: cell wall; apoplast. The record is from RefSeq and is a predicted model, not a curated record. Lineage: Eukaryota; Viridiplantae; Streptophyta; Magnoliopsida; Caryophyllales; Amaranthaceae. The transcript has 4 exons. Gene Ontology annotation, molecular function: xyloglucan:xyloglucosyl transferase activity; hydrolase activity, hydrolyzing O-glycosyl compounds. The coding region runs from base 334 to 1332 and encodes 332 amino acids.
CUUUAUCACAUUUUCUAGUAUUAUAAAAUGACGAAAUAAUUAAAAAAGAAUAAGGCAAAAACUCAAUACUCCUACCACCAUCUUCCACCAAUAAACCACCCACCCUGUGUCUCUUUCUUACUUAGCCUUUUUGCUCCCUCUCUCACUCUCUCUCUCCCAUUUUUCUCCAACAUUCUCUCUCUUUUGCUCAGGAACUGCCUGCUUGCGCUUGAGGUUUAUCACCAAAAAAGAAAAAUAAAAAAAUAUAAUUUUAGCCCAUAUAAAAAGAAAAGUUUUGCACACAAAAUAAUUCUAAUACAUUGAAGAAAAGAAAACCCAUAAAUCAAACAAAAAAUGGAGUUUUUUAGAAAUAGUUUUAUUGUAACAUUGUUGCUAUUUUUCUGUAAUUAUAAAGAGAUUAUUGCUCAUUCUGGGAGUAUUAAUAAGCUACCCAUAAUAUCAUUUGAUGAAGGAUAUUCUCAUCUUUUUGGAGAUGAGAAUGUUAUGGUUCUUAAAGAUGGAAAAUCUGUUCUUCUUUCUCUUGAUGAAAGAACUGGUUCUGGGUUCAUGUCACAAGACCUUUAUCUACAUGGGUUUUUCAGUGCUUCAAUUAAAUUGCCUGCUGAUUAUACUGCUGGGGUUGUGGUUGCCUUCUAUAUGUCUAAUGGUGAUAUGUAUGAGAAAAAUCACGAUGAACUCGAUUUCGAGUUCUUAGGUAACAUCCGAGGCAAAGAAUGGAGGGUUCAGACCAAUGUGUAUGGGAAUGGAAGCACGGAUAUAGGAAGAGAAGAAAGAUACACCUUGUGGUUCGACCCUGCGGAGGAAUUUCAUCGCUAUAGCGUUCUGUGGACUGAGGAACACAUCAUAUUUUAUGUGGAUGGUGUUCCCAUUAGGGAGAUAAGGAGAACCGCAGCAAUGAAGCGCGAUUUUCCUUCCAAACCGAUGUCAUUGUAUUCUACAAUAUGGGAUGCCUCGACCUGGGCCACUAACGGAGGCAAGUACAAAGUAGAUUAUAGGUAUGCUCCAUAUGUUGCCCAAUUCUCCGACCUCGUUCUUCAUGGUUGUGCUGUCGAUCCCAUCGAACGUUCUCAGAAGUGUGAUGAUGCAUCGACUGUUGGGUCGAUCCCUAGUAGCAUUACGCCAACACAAAGGGUCAAGAUGGCGCAUUUCAGGAAGAAAUACUUGACAUACUCGUAUUGUUAUGAUCAAUCUCGAUACAAAACUCCCCCUAGUGAGUGCGUUCUUGAUCAUCAGGAGGCUGACCGCCUUAAAAGGUUUGACCCGGUCACAUUUGGAGGUAGCCGUCGCCGCCAUGGUAGGCGUCACCACCGAGACGCGAAGGCUUCAAUUUAAGUGCAUUUUUCACUUGGGUCUAAAUAUUAAUUUUUGGGUCUCAUUAUGUUUAAGUUUGGGUACUAAAAAAAAUGUCCUUUGGAUUAGGGUCUUCUCAUUUGGUUCACAUGAAUAUAAGGAAAGGGACAAAAAAAAAGGAAAAGAAAUAAAGGUAAGGCAUAAAUAUGUUGAUGGGUUAGGUAUCUAGUGUUACAUGGGUAUGUAAAUAAUUGUUACAUUGUUGGAUUUUUGUUUGACCAUAUGUUCAUUUGAUGGUUUUUGUUCCUUUUUUAUUUUUUUAAAUAAAAUAUUGUGAGGUCGGUUCAUGUUUGUGUUUAAUGUUUUGUGAUAUCAAUAAAUUUUUAGCUCCUUUUGUGGAUUCCUUUGUUCAAAUAAAUACGACAAUAAUUUUAUAGUAGAUAGUAUUAGAGUA